Mytilus californianus (California mussel) is the source of this 9161-nucleotide messenger RNA. RefSeq lists its product as uncharacterized. The record is from RefSeq and is a predicted model, not a curated record. Lineage: Eukaryota; Metazoa; Mollusca; Bivalvia; Mytilida; Mytilidae. The coding region runs from base 351 to 2582 and encodes 743 amino acids. The transcript has 3 exons.
UGAAUUGACAUGGCAUUGAAAAUGUGACGGAAGAUCUCUGUAAUUUCAUUGAUUAUCAAGUUUGAUUCGCCAUCGUCUUAAAUAGACAUGACAUGUAUAUGCACUGCCGGGUAUGUGAUUGUGUCUUGCUUCAAAAUCGUGUUUAUAAACCGUGAAAUAGUAGUUUAUUAACAGUGUGUUGCUAUGUUUGGCCAAGGACGUAUAUAUGUUAGUUAUGAAUCCUAGCUUGGUUUGGUGAAAUCAGAGACAUAUAUUGUAUUAUAUGUCUCUGGUGAAAUGAUAUAUCAAUUGAUAAUGACGAUUGUGGAUUUCUGUUCAUACAAACAAAAAUAUUAAUUUUGAGUGAAAGAAUGUGUGAAGAAGGAAAGGAAAAAUUAUUCAAACCUAAGAAGAAGAGGAAAAGUAUGGGAUGUACAAAAACACCACCUCCAAUUAAGCCAUUAAAGUUUCGUCAAAAGACCUGGUCUCAAUUAAAAUCGGAAAAGGAGAAAGAAAAAAUGGUGAUGUCUCCAAAGAUGCCUAGACUAAACAGAGAGCCAGUCUACAUCAGCAGCGAAUCAGAAAAUGAGGAGGAAGAAGAGGAACUUCCAGAUUUAGAUGAUUAUUCUGAAGUCAUUAAUAUAUCUGACGAUGAAACAGGUGAAUUGUCAGGGAAAAAAUCAGUGUUAAGCUUAAACUGUACCUCGUUAGAUUCUGACAAUGAAAGUAAAACUAGUAUAGAUAGAUCAAGUUACUGUAUAAGUACAGAUGAGGAUGAAGAAGGAACAACAGUUGUUAUGGUCCAGAUUGUGUCUUGUUCAGAGGACACUGAUGAUACAACAUAUUCUUCACCAAAAUGUAAGAGACGAAAAAUGUCCAAUUAUCUGCCAGACAGAUCAUUAGCUGAUUAUACUGAAAAUAAAACAGAAGAUGAUUGUGACCUGGAAAUAAUUAGUGAAGAAAUUGAGAAAGAAGAUAAAACAGAAGUUGUUCAAAAGAUAUGGACUGAUGAAAAUAAGACAAAACUUGCAAAUUUACUGAAUGGUGUUAAAACAACAUUGAAUUUAAAAAAUAAGUCUGCGCUACAAGACCAGAAAGAAUCAGAAUUGAAAGAAACAGCAGAAAAUUCUAAAUCAGUAUUGAGGGAGAUUUCUAAUUCUCCUACUAGUUCUCGUCACUUUACAGACUUACUUAAGUGUGAUGAUUCUGAAGAUUCAGAAACUGAAUAUGUUCAAGUAAAGAAGAGGAGACGCAAAAAUAAAAUGAGAAAAAUUGUUAAAAAGGAAGAUUCUGAUUGCGGACAAAUUACAAGUUAUUUCAGCAUGAAAAAAGACAUUCACAAAAAGUGCUUCUGGCAAAGACAUAAAUCUAACAUUGUAAAUUCCAGGCUGGACAGUGAAUUAGAAAAUGCCUUAGUUGGUGCAUUUUCCCAGUUUCACAUAAACACGGUUGAAGGAUGUUGGGAAGAUGAGCAAAAUCCCAGCUUCAUGCGGCAUGGAUUGAAGUUUUUAAAGAACUUUUCACACAGCUAUAGUCCCCCUCUUGAACUGAUAGAGAGAGUAAUUGAACAGGGAAUAAUAAGCAGCAAUUCACUGGAACUAUUAAAAGAGUCAGUUGAUUGCUUAAUGUUUGUGUUUGAUAAAUAUCCUGAAAUGUUACAUAUUGACUUUAAACAUUUACAGGAUUCUUUGGAACGUUUAAACUUCGGAAAAAGUUUUUCGGAUCAGAGCCAUUUAUUGGUUAGCAAGACAGCAUACCUUCUUAGGCUUGUUAUUUUGUUUUAUGAAUAUGAACUCACAACAAGGAAUGUUAGUGAUCCUAAAGCAAUGAGGAAGACAGCUAGUUAUAAAGCAUUAUCAUAUGAUUGUGGGUUUAACAAUGUUAAGGAACUUAUUGUCAAUUAUAUAGUGCCUUUGCUACACCACGAACAAACAUUUCAGAAUGAAAUUCCAGAAAUUCUACCACUUCUUCAAAAACUGUUACAUAUAAGUGUAGAGGUUAGUUCAAAUUGUAACGCUGCAGCGAAGGCUAUUGCUCUUGAAUUAAGCAAACCAUAUUGUUAUUUACCUACUAUUGAUCAUAAAAAACUGUACAUACAGACGUUAGAAUCAACCUUGUUAAGAUAUUACUUGGUGACUGUGGUCUUAGAAAGACAGUGUGAAAACACUGCACCGUGUUAUGAUUUUCCUUGCCGAUUUCAGGAUGUGUUCAACUGUUUCUUUCAAGCAUACCCGCCAACGAACAUAUCAACGCCACCAACUACACCACAGUCUGAAGAUGAUUCAAUGGAUAAUUAUCCUAAUAGUACUGCUGGUUAUCCUGCAAUAAAUGUGGAGGAACUCCUGAUGUUGUUAUUUGAAGUAUUACAGUGCUAUGUGCAGUGCGACCAAGACAAGUCUAUCGCCACCCUUAGAAGACGUGCAUAUAUGAAAAAAGAGGAUUUUACCAUGCAGCUGACAGACAAAGACAAAGACCUGAUUUUUCAGGGAAUAGAAGAAUUACGUGGACGUGUAUUGACUCUGACACCAGACUUGACACCAGUGUCAGAAAAAUAUUUACAGUUAAUGCUAUGUGUGGUGGAUUGGCAGAAAUGUAUGAAUUAAAAAAGAUGCACCAAUUUCCCAGAAAUAAGAUACCAGUGUUCAACAUGUACACUUAACUUUGCUCAAACUUUGAUGUUUUUACUAGCUGUGAAUUUAUAUUUACACACAUACUUAUGUGCAUCAAAUGUAUAUAUUUCUACUUUUAUAGUGCUAUGUCAGAAAUGAUACAUUCUUUGCUGAAACUUCUCUGCAGAAUUAUAUAUAUGUUACAUGUCAUUACAUAUUAAUACAUUUCCGUACACAAUACUUAAUUGAUGACAACAACAGACCAUUGUCUUAUUUUUUAGUCCCCUACGGACGAAGUUGAAGGGGACUUUAGGUUUGCACUCCGUCCGUCAGUCUGGCAAAUCAUUUUUCCACACACUUUUUCUUCAUGCUUGAUAUUUGGUGUAUUGUUUUAUCAUGACAAGUUACAGAUCAAGUUCGCAUUUUGUUCAGGUCUGAUAAUUUUGUGCAGAGUUAUGGUCCUUUGACUUAGAAAUUCACUAAAAUAAUCAGAUUCCCGGCCUUUUUUGUCAUUCUUGAAGAUAUUGAUUUGAUAAUUGGUAUAUAGUUUUAUCAUGACAACUUACAGUUCAAGUUCGAAUUUUGUUCCAGAAUGAUGAUUUUGUGCAGAGUUAUGGUCCUUGGACUUAGGAAAUUAACUUAAAUAAUCAGUUUUCCGCACUUUUUUUCGUCAUGCUUGGAGAUAUUGAUAUGAAAAUUGGUAUAUAGUUUUAUGAUGACAAGUUACAGAUCAAAUUCGAAUUUUGUUCUGGUCUGAUGAUUUUGUGCAGAGUUAUGGUCCGUGAAAAUUCACUUAAAUAAUCAGUUUUCAACACUUUUUUUUGUCAUGCUUGAAGAUAUUGACUUGAUAUUUGUUAUAUAGUUUACACCAUGACAAGUUAUAGAUCAAGUUAGAAUUUUGUUCCAAUACAAUGAAUUUUCAACCGGUAGGGGACUAUGUAUUGCCAUGCAAUACUCACAGAAUGCUUGUUUCACUGAUGCUUUUUAGAACUCUUUUUGUAAUUUUUUAUGAUCGUUUGAAACUGAAUUGGUAUAAUGAAUUAUCUAUAUCAUUACCAAUGAAAAAAUUUAAAUAUAGAGAUUAAUUUCAGAAUUAGAUAGAAGAAUUAUCUGUGUAUAUCUUCAAUUUAUAUACAGUAUUCUGAUAUUUUUUAUGCCCCCGAUGUAGCGUUGGGGGCAUUAAGUUUUACCCUUGUCCGUCUGUACGUACGAACGUACGUCUGUACGUCCCAAAAUUGGUUUCCGUUCUCUAACUUGAGUUUGCCUCAACCAAAUGUUAUGAAACUUAUACACAAUGCUUAUUACCAAAAAACACAGAUCAAGUUUAAAUUUUGGUGGUGUCAAUUAUACCGUUCUAGAGUUAUGCAUGUUAUGCCAUCUUCAAAUGGAAAAAUUGCUGAAUUUUCGUUUCUGUUCUCUAACUUUAGUUUGCCUCAACUAAAUUUUAUGAAAUUUAUACACAAUGCUUAUUUCCACAAAACUCAGAUCAAGUACAAAUUUGGGUAGGGUCACUUUUACUGUUCUGGAGUUGUGUCCCUUUAUAACGUUCUAUGCAAGCGGGGGCAUCAUCUGUGUUCCAUGGACACAUUCCCCAUUUAUUUUGGGACUAUUCAGUUUUUAUGUGUAUCAUAAUUUUAUGCAAUAGUUUACAAACAAAAUAGUCUGGAGGAAAUUAUUGUAUUUUAACAACAAAGAUGUUGUGCAGAGACUAAUAAACCUGAAUGUGGAAGCCCUCAUUUAGUUUGCUUGUUUGGUGAUGAAGGGUGCUUCAUAAAUUUAAAAUCCUUAUUUAUUUAUGUUUUUAUGAAAUUAUGUAUUUUUCACAAUAUCAUCACAGACAAUCGGUUUAUUUUUUUUUUUAAUUAUCAUAUAUGCAUAUGUAUAUAUCAGGCAUAUUCAUUAUGUUUAUAAACACAUCUUAGACUGUUUAUGUGCUUUUAUUGGUCCCAUAUGCAUUAAUCAGAUAUUGCAGGAGGCUAUUAACCUCACUAUCAGUACAAUAAAUUUAGUUUUCUUUUUAGAUCCAUUUAAGAUACAAGUCUUUUUGAUAGACCAUUGGUAUUUGGCAUGCUGUUGCAUCUCAUUUGCAAGCAGUAAAUGUUGCCAUUUCUUCUUCAGUCACAUGACAAUUUGUAUACUGUUCAGUUGUUAAGUUUUGACCAUGAUUAUUAUUACAAAUAAUAUCAAUACAUUUCCAUUGCAUUGUGUUUAAAGAUGUACUGUUUUUGGAUUGAUGAUGAAGAGUUGUUUGUAAAGAUGGACUUUGAUAAAACAUUUUGAAUUGUAAUAAAUCAUUUUGGAUUGUAAUAAAACAUUUUGGAUUGUAAUAAAACAUUUUGGAUCGUUAUAAAACAUAUUGGAUCGUAAUAAAACAUAUUGGAAUGUAAUGAAACAUUUUGGAUCGUUAUAAAACAUUGGAUCAUAAUAAAACAUAUUGGAAUGUAAUAAAACAUUUUGGAUCGUUAUUAAACAUUUUGAAUCAUUAUAAAACAUAUUGGAUCGUAAUAAAACAUAUUGGAUCGUUAUAAAAUAAAUCAGAUUGUAAUUAAACAUUUUGUAUCAUGUGUGGUAACAUGUGAAUCAUGUCAUCUUAAAGAAGAGUUGUGGACAAACCCGUUUUUACAUUGUUCUGUGUUAAAGGAGUAGGCCCAGUAAGACCUCUUUUUGGCCCCAAAAUAUAGCAGUUUUACAAAAUUGUUAAAAUGUAAAUUUUUAGCUAUUUAUUGGAAAGAUGAAUACUUCUGCUACAUAAAUAUAGGCUGUUUUUGACAAUACAAUGCACAUGUAUCGGGUACUAGCAUCAUUAAGUCAUGCUAAAUUACUGAAAUCUUCUAAAUUUUAGCAUUUUGGUUAAUUUUUAGACGGUUUCCGUCUGAAAUAGAAGUGGCCGCAUUUGUGUUCAUUCUUAAUAUUUAAAUGUAAGUUGUAUUUGAUGGUAAUACAUAACAUAUAUAAAGGUUGAGAAUGAACACGGAUGCGGCCACUUUCAUUUUUAACAUAAACCAUCUGAAAAGUGACAUAUUAUGGCAUAUUUGAUAGAUUUUACAUAUUUAAGCUUGAAUUUGAGCGUUUUUAAUGACUAAAUAAGUUCAAAUCUUUCACAUAAACUAAUUGAAUCAACUGAAGUAGACACUUAAGUGUUUAACAAGUGUCCAAAAUCUUUCAUCAGAUGAAUCUGAAUUUUGAGGCCAAAAUCGGCCCUUACCGGACCUACUCCUUUUAGAUGUGCUUUAUACACUCCAUCAAAUUGAUAGGUUUUAUUUUGUUAAAAAUUAGACAAAGACUUUUUUUUUGUAGUAAUUUUUUGGAAAUUUCAUUGUGUCAGAAGUCCUAGUUUUUGAAUCAGUAUUAAUGAACAGAAAAUAGUCCUAACUUGUAUCUUAUUUGUAAGAUUUGUAAUUGAUACUACUUAUUUGCAUAACUUUAACAUAACUCCUUAAUACACACUGCUCUUUUUUCUAUAUUUUUACAAUCAAACUGUUAGAUUUCAUUCAUAUGUUUUUACUUGUCCUGAAAAUCUUGAAAUGUUUGUCACUGGAAGUUUAGCUGGCAACAAUCAAUCUUUGCUCUUUUAAAGCAAAUUCGAAUUGAAGCUCAGUUUAUGAUAUUGAAAAUGUUAACAUGAUUUCUGAUGUAUUCUUUGCAUACAUUCCAUGUGAAUUCAAAGUACAAAAAAUGUAUUCCAUAUUCCAUGUGUUAUCAAUUACAAUAAAGGAUGUUCCAUAAAAGUAUACAUGGGAAUCAGGGAAAGCAUUCCUUAAUCUUGUGUAUAAAUGGACAAUUUUGUACAGUGAAAGUGUAUGAGAAAUUGUAAAAGUGCCUCUAUAAUAGAUGGUUACCAAAUUAUCAAAGUACCUUCCCUGGGUGCCAUGUAUGAAUUAAUUGAAAAGCUUUUGCAAAAAAAUCUCAUUUUGUGGUUAUUUUUUGUUGCAAUAUUCUGAAAAUAACGAUUGUAAAAGAACCAUACAAGAUUGAAAUUUUGCGACACACCUCAUGAAUGGCUUCAAAUGAUUACAUAUGUCAAUCAGUUACAAUAUUGAUGAUAGGAAUAAAUAGUAUUUUUCUUUUACUACCUUCCAAGGACAUAAUUGCAUGUAUUUUGCAAUAUAGUCUGCAGUAUAUUAUAAGAGUUAUCUUCCUUUGGAUGAGUUUUGUAAUACAUUCUAUAGAAUUUAUAUCUUGCCUGAUAAGGGUCCAUAUGAAAAAAGUUCAAUGAAUUUCUACAGGCUUUUUUAUCCUAAAUUUUUUUGUUUUAAAACAUAACAUAUAUAUUAUAUAAAGUAUUCCAUCCGUAAGCUUUCCACCCAUGAAUCACAUUUUGCAAGGUUCUUAAAUAGAAUGGUAAAAAUUGUCAAAGCAGUUAAUACAGGCAAACAGAAUUCAUGUAUGUAAGAAAUCUGCUUCAAACUUAAUUCUGUUUAUUGACAACAUAAUAUGACAUGUAAUUUUUAGCUAUGUAAGAUAGAUGGUAUUGAUGUUUGAGAGUUGAGAGUUUUACUUGUGUUUUACACACAUUUUAGUUGUAUAUAUUCAGAAGAUGGUUAUAAUAGGAAAAGUGCAUUACUAUACAUGUAAAUAAGUUUGUGUACUUGGAAGUGGGAGCUAAACAAAGUGUGCUUCAGUUUCAUGUAAUAGAAGGGGAAUUGGACUUGGUGCUAUGUAUGUUUUUGUGUGUUAGCUUUGGAAAGGGAUUAAUUGUAAGAUGGAUUAUUAAAACGAGACGACAUAAUUUUAUCAUUUGACUAAGGCAUAACCAGUGUUCAAAAAAUGUAUGACUUGGUACUUGUAAAAUGUAUUAUAUUAUAUAACAACUCAAAUUUAAUUUGCCAAUCAUGGCAUCCUGGAUGAGCGUAUUAACUUUAAUCUGAAGGACCUGAUAAUGCUGGAAAUUGAAAUAAAUAAUUGUUUAUGAUUCUUCUUCUUCAUAGAAUUAUUGCCCUCAUUUAGUGAUUGUCAAAUUUCAGUGCAUUUUUUGUUAUUUAUAUUAUAUUAUUUUUUUUUAAAAGCUUCAGUUAAUGAUUUGUACUUGAAAUACAAAGUUGUUUAAAGAUAAAGAGAAUUCUUUUUAAGCUACAAGUUGUUAUUUUGUAGAAUAAAAAUAUUGCAAAUAAUGAUGAUAAUGAUGAUAGCUUGUUUAUUCCUUUUUAUUCAUCCACUUUAGAGACUAAAGUCUGUAUUGUUGGACCCAUAUACAUAUGUAUACUUAUUGUAUGUUGACCAGUAUAUAGUCUAAUAGCUAAAGACUUGUAUUCAUGACAGGAUUAAUGCAUUGGAAAGUUUAACCUGUUCUACAUAAGGGCUAUUCCAUUAAAAUGUAUGUGGGAGGGUAGGAAGGGACUUUCAAAAUAUCCCUGCAACCAAGAACCAUUUUUUAGAUAAUUUUGCAUAAUGGUAAUAGAAGCAUACUGAAAAAAGACCCAUGACCCACAUUCAAUAAUUAAACUUCCCUUCCUACCCUCCCACAUACAUUUUAAUGGAAUAGCCUUAAUAAUGGUAAAAAGUUAUAGGUUCUUUGUUUUAUUGCUCUUCAGAACAAAAACUAUACAAAGUCUUGUCAUAUAAACUUUUAACAUACAAAUGUAGUACUAAGACUUAUAUCAAUGUUAAAACAAUUGUGAAUAUUUUUAAACAUAAUAUUAAAUUGUCAUUUUAAAAGAAAGGGUCAGUGUCUUUUGUUUAAAAAUAGAUGAAGCUUGCUGGUUACAACAAGACUGAAUAUUUAUUGGAGCAUUUAUUGUUAAAGAUUUUAUCUACCUUGAUUAAAUAUUUUUGUCCCCUGCUCGACGCAGUGGGAGGGAAAAAGAAAUGCUGCCUGUCCGUCCAGUCUUGUAAGCACUCUCAAUUGUACAAAUCAUGCUUGAUUUUUAUGAUUAAUAUUAAAGGAUUUUAGGUGCAAUGUCUCCGACGAGUUUGAAAUUCAGUGCCAAACAACUAUUUUUAAAGGAGAUAUAGCUCUUUGAAAUAUAAAUAAUAUAGAAAAUUGCAUUGUGAGCAUUCUCAAACCUUCAUUUCUUGCAGGAUUAUUAUGAAAUUUAUAUCGUAGGUUUAUAUAUGCAGUGAUAAUUAUUUUGACAGGAUUUAUGUCUCUUUGAAAUGUAAUUUUUGAAAUUUAGAUCAAAGGCUUAUAUUAUUAGCAAAGUUUUGGAAGAGUGCAGACCAACUAUUUUUACAGGAGUAAUGCCUAAAAAUAUGCUUGGAAAUAGAAAUUAUAUGAAAAAUCUCAUGCCAACAUUUCUUUUAUGGUAUUUAUUUAAAAGUUUAAAAGAUUGAGUUAUUGCAUUUGGACUGGUAAAAUUUGUGCAAUGUGGGGGACAUUGGAAUGCUGUUCUUUUAUAAAGAUUUGAUCUAUUCUGAUUGGAAUAUUUAUUCUGAAGAUUAAAACAUUCAUAACAUAAAAUAAAAUAUAGAAAUCCAGUUUUGUAACUCAGCUCAGUAUUGAAAUGUAGAAAUGUAGAUACAUGUAGCUUCAUUUAUAUGAUUUACCAUUGUUAAUUUCAUUGUUGAAGAUGUUAUUUUUUUUCAUUUUUUUCAUUUUUAUACAUGUUUCUCAACCAAUUAAAAAUGGGAAAGUUA